Molecule: messenger RNA, 1241 nt
Organism: Arachis stenosperma
Lineage: Eukaryota; Viridiplantae; Streptophyta; Magnoliopsida; Fabales; Fabaceae
Product: thioredoxin-like 3-3
Exons: 5
Coding region: 241-627 (128 amino acids)
Source: RefSeq, a predicted model, not a curated record
CCGUCCGUUGUCCCCGUGGUCCUCUGGUCGUCAGCGCCACCGCCGUCGCCUGGUCCUCAGCACCGCCGCUUCGUCUUCGCUGGCCUCUCGCUUCGUCUUCGCUGGUCUUUGCUUCGUCAGCACCCAGGGUACUUCACUACUAAGUCAAAGGCGAGUAGGCGACACUCUCAUAUCGUUUCAUUUUCCAAAUACACAAAGGCUGAAAGGAUUGUAUUGGGAUUGAUUACCAGUAGGCAUAGAAUGGAGAAGGGCUUAAGUAGCAUCACCACCAGCAGCAGCAAGGAAGGGUUACCUCUCACCCCUCAUUCCAACUUCAAAACUGCUUCCACCGACGAUGACCUCGCUCACAUCCUCUUCAACAUCAAAUCCUCCAAAACUUCCGCUGUUAUCAAUUAUGGCGCCUCUUGGUGCCGCGUGUGCAGUGAAAUCCUCCCUGCAUUCCAUAGAUUGAGCGAUAAUUUUCCAAAGCUCUCCUUCGUCUAUGCAGAUAUUGAUGAAUGCCCAGAAACAACUCAACACAUUCGAUACACCCCUACUUUUCAAUUUUUUCGAGAUGGUGAAAAGGUAGAUGAAAUGUAUGGUGCUGGAGAAGAGAGGCUGCGUGAUCGCGUCUGGUUGCACUCUUGAGUACACUAUACAAUGUCAUUUUUAUUGUCAGAGUUAGGUGACAUGCUUGCAAUUUUCCAGUAGAUGUAACAUUGUGAAUCAUGAACAAUUCAGUGAAUAUUCAGGCAAACCCAGUAUCCAAUGUUUCCAUUUGAAACUACAACCAUAUAAACCGUCCUUUUAUGAGGUAAACAGCUUCAUAAAUUGAUAAAAAAAAAAUAUAUCACGUAGAUAGCAUUUUAAGUUUACACCAACUACACGAGAUUGGCUGCAAAACAAUCAACAGCAUAAAUGAGAAAAGAAUCGGUAACGGUUUAAGAAAUUUGAAGUGGUAAAACCGAAAAAAAAAUAGAGGCAGCUAAUGCUGCAAACUCCUAUUUUACUAACGUAUCCGCCUAAGAAGCAUAUCUAACCCUCGUUCCUCAUAAAACUGUGAAACGUAAUCUUCAAUAAGAGGUACGCAUUGAAGCUCCUUUUAUUUUCUUGUUUACCCAAAGUCUGAAAGAUGGCUGCGAUGAUAACCACCUGUAAUCUGGCUAUCUCAUCAAGCCUUGGGCUUGAGCAUCUUCACCGUCUCCCAAGUGAAAUCAGGAUCGUCACGUCCGAAAUGUCCGUAAGCAGCAGUCUUCUGGUAC